Arabidopsis arenosa is the source of this 1700-nucleotide messenger RNA. The record is from the annotation of a GenBank genome assembly. NCBI's taxonomy places the organism in Eukaryota, Viridiplantae, Streptophyta, Magnoliopsida, Brassicales, Brassicaceae.
CCCAUUUCUCAGGCUUCUCCACGAAUGGGAGCUCAAUCUCCAGGACCUCCCAUUGUUAAAGUGGUGCUUCGCCAGGACUUGAACAAGAAGAUUCUAAUUGCUCUUAUAGUCUCAUCAUCUCUGCUCUGUGUUACAGUCAUGUUCCUUUUGUAUCUCUUGCUAAGGUACAGAAAUAUGAAGAACAGCUUCACCGGGAUCAAACGAAAUUCCGAUUCGGUGAAGAGUGUCACCACGAAACCGAUUGUACACAAGAUUGAUUCUGUGAGGAAAGGAACCAUCCCUGUGUAUGAAUAUCAAUUGCUGGAAUCUGCAACAAACAAGUUUAGUGAUAGUAAUUUGUUGAGCGGAGGUGGUCGUGGAUGCCUUUACAGAGCUAGUCUUGAUGAAAAGUCCUCUGUCACUGUGAAGAGACUUGAUGGUGCUGGGGAGACAGACAUUGAAAAACAGUUUGAGACUGAGGUAGAUUGGUUGGCUAAGAUCAGGCAUCAGAACAUAAUUUCCUUAUUGGGGUUUUGCGUAUAUCGCCAAACGAGUUGUAUUGUGUAUGAGAUGAUGCAGAAUGGAUCUUUGGAGAGUCAGUUACAUGGGCCUAGUCAAGGUUCAGGUUUAACUUGGCAGCUCAGGAUGAAGAUAGCAGUUGAUAUAGCAAGAGGAUUAGAGUAUCUUCACGAGCAUUGCCAUCCUCCGGUAGUUCACAGAGAUUUGAAAUCAUCUAGCAUCCUUCUAGACUCCGAUUUCAAUGCAAAGAUAUCAGAUUUUGGGUUUGCCACGGUGGUUACCACGCAGAAUAAAAACCUGAUACACAAAGCUUCUGAGUAUCUUCUUGAUGGGAAAGUUACAGACAAGAAUGAUGUCUACUCAUUUGGAGUGAUCCUCCUCGAACUUCUCCUCGGGAAGAAAUCAGUGGAGAAACCGUCUUCUGAACCAGAAUCCAUCGUUACUUGGGCUGUACCUAAGCUGAGUGAUAGAGCUAAUCUUCCAAACAUCUUGGAUCCUGCAAUAAAAGGAACCAUGGAUUUGAAGCAUCUAUAUCAGGUAGCUGCGGUAGCGGUGUUGUGUGUACAGCCGGAGCCAAGUUACAGACCACUUAUAACCGAUGUCUUGCACUCACUCAUCCCUCUUUUACCAAUAUUCCUCCUCUCGAUCCAUCUUCUAUCCCCUCUCUGCACAAGAAGCAUUACACAAGAGAAUAAGCUUGUUCCUAAACCAGAAGAAGACACCACCACCAAACCCAAUUCUAAAGAUGAUGAAUCUAAGAGAGGGUCAGCAAAAUCGAUGUUACACGAAAUAUGUGCUUCCAAGCGUUGGAGACCUCCGGUUUAUGAAUGCUGCAAAGUUGAUGGACCUUGCCAUUUGAGAUUAUUUACAUACAAAGUUGUGGUUGAGAUUAGAGAUUCUUCAGGGAAAACUGUUUUGGAGUGUUUUGGGGAUCCCAGACGCAACAAGAAAGCUGCUGCUGAGCAUGCAUCGGAAGGAGCGCUUUGGUAUCUUGAGCAUGUAAAGGCCAAACCAGAAGACAAAGCCGCAUAUCAUUUAGUCAAGAUGAAGUAACUUGAGAGUUUAGCAUAGCCAUAUGUAUAUUUCUAACGAGGGAAGCUUAAAAGAUAUUCCUAUCUGAUAAUUCAUUAUAGCUCUUUGGGUUGUAACAGUUUUGAUCUGUAUCAGAAUGUGCUGUGAGUAAAUAAAUGUUUAAUGAUUAU